This is a messenger RNA of Pungitius pungitius (ninespine stickleback), 3636 nucleotides long. It is a transcript of the gene usp49, whose product is annotated as ubiquitin specific peptidase 49. Lineage: Eukaryota; Metazoa; Chordata; Actinopteri; Perciformes; Gasterosteidae. Gene Ontology annotation, molecular function: zinc ion binding; cysteine-type deubiquitinase activity. The record is from RefSeq and is a predicted model, not a curated record. The transcript is spliced from 7 exons. Bases 306 to 2348 code for a protein of 680 amino acids. Gene Ontology annotation, cellular component: cytoplasm. Gene Ontology annotation, biological process: protein deubiquitination.
GAUGGAUGUUGGUGAUGGUAACGUUACCCAGCUUUAUCCGUUAUCAGAUGUUAAAUGUACUAACGAGCACAGAUGAGGCCCUGUGGUAACGGACACCCCGUUAACCGACUAUCUAAAGAAUGCUCUCGUUGAUCACCAUGGUGACAUGGACUUGAGUGAUCAAUCUGAUCAGUGCUGCUGAGUUCUGUGCAGGUCACGUGAUGUAUUGUCCCAAACCUGAUCAAGCAAACUACUUUUACAAAUGAGGUGCUCCUUUGUUACAGGACGUGUGUCCUUUCAGUGAGCCCACAUGUGUAUCGGCAGAGAUGGAUCGUUGUAAGCACGUGGGACGCCUUCGCCUGGGCCACGACCAUUCAAUCCUCAAUCCGCAAAAAUGGCACUGUGUGGCCUGCAGCACCACCGAUUCCGUGUGGGCCUGCCUCAAGUGCUCCCACGUGGCAUGUGGACAUUUCAUGGAGGAGCACUCACUCAAACACUUUCAGGAGUCACAGCACCCACUGGCCAUGGAGGUGCGGGAGCUGGACGUGUUCUGUUUUGCCUGUGGAGACUAUGUACUCAAUGAUAAUGCAGAGGGAGACCUCAAACUCCUUAGAGGGGCCCUCUCUACCGUCCGCAGCCCAGGCAGACGCUCACUACGCUCCUCAACUGGGGGCGAGUCCACCUCCUGGGUUGGGGAAGGCGGCACACAGCCCGCCAUGCAGUUGGCCUCGCGCCACAGGAGAAAGGCCCUUCUUGGGAAGAUGCUCCGGAUGUGGAUCGGCAAACACCAAGACCUGCAGAAUGUGCGUUUAGAGAAACUCGAGGAAGCUAGAAGACAAAAGAAAGAGGUUAAGAGGAGACUCAUGGAAGAGCUGGGCAGUGUUCCUCCCAGAAAGAGCGCAAGGCUUCUCACCCAGGCGCCACGUCCGACCAUCGCACUCAUUCCUUGCAAAUUCCGUGACCCUCCAGAACGCCUACCUCCUCCUUCUGCCCCCAAGAAGCCUGCCCUUCUAACCCUGUCCCGUAAAGCUCCUCAGAAUGGCAGAGCAGCUAAACUGAGGAGGUACUACUCGACGCACACGGUAACCCGACGAAGGCUCGCUCCAGGUGUCACCGGUCUGCGCAAUUUGGGGAACACGUGCUACAUGAACUCGAUAUUGCAAGUGCUGAGUCACCUGCAGAAAUUCAGGGAGUGUUUCCUCACUUUGGACCUGUGCGAGACCGAGGAGCUGCUGGCCAAGACCAACAGCUCCCAGGAGACGAAGGGUGUGGCCGGAGGCGUAGUCAGCAGCGCUAACACGGCGCUGUCAGGGUGCCCUCUCGGACGCGUGGGGAAACCCGGCAGUUGGAAUUUGGUGGAAAAGGGCAAAAAGGAAAGUAGCCCACUUUCCCCACAGGCCUCGGAGUUGGUCCAGCCCAAGGAGACUCGCUGCUCCACCCGCCAGCAAAUGUCUCUGUGCCAUGAGUUGCAUACGCUUUUCAGGGUCAUGUGGUCUGGCCGGUGGUCUUUAGUGUCUCCGUUCGCCAUGCUGCACUCCGUGUGGAACCUCAUCCCGGCUUUCCGCGGGUACGACCAGCAGGACGCCCAGGAGUUCUUGUGCGAGCUGCUGGACAAGGUGCAGCAGGAGCUGGACACGGAGGGGUCCAAACGCCGGAUAGUGAUCCCCAUUACGAAGAGGAAGCUAUCUAAGCAAGUCCUGAAGGUUCUCAACACCAUCUUUCAUGGGCAGCUCCUCAGCCAGGUGACGUGUCUGUCCUGUAAGCACAAGUCUAACACAGUUGAACCAUUCUGGGACUUGUCUUUGGAGUUUCCAGAGCGAUACCACAGCAUACACAAAGGCUCAGGUGCUACAUCUUACCAGCGGAGCUGCACCCUCACCGAGAUGCUGUCCAAGUUUACGGAGAUGGAGGCUCUCGAGGGCAGCAUCUACGCCUGCAACCACUGCAACAGAAGAAGACGCAAAUCAUCCCGCAAACCUUUAGCUCUGUCGGAGGCUCGUAAGCAGCUUCUAAUCUACCGUUUACCUCAGGUUCUACGGCUGCACCUCAAACGCUUCAGAUGGUCCGGGCGGAACCACAGGGAGAAAAUCGGCGUCCACGUGGCCUUCGACCAGGUUCUGAACAUCAAACCGUACUGCUGCACCGGCUCAGGUCACUCCGUCCACAGAGGAGGCUACACCUACGACCUGUCCGCUGUUGUGAUGCACCACGGCAAAGGCUUCGGCUCAGGGCACUACACCGCAUACUGCUACAACACCGAAGGAGGUUUCUGGGUCCACUGUAAUGACUCCGAGAUGAAGGUUUGCAGUGUGGAGGAAGUGUGCAACACUCAGGCCUACAUCCUCUUCUACACCCAGAGGUCUGCCUAGGUGCCUCUCGCUGUGACGUCGACCUGUUUGAGCAACUUGAGACUGCAUUUAUGGAAACACUUUUUAUGUCAUUGAGCAAUGAAUCUAUUUACUAAAAAGAUCGCAAGGGGGGCAGGAGGACAGACACAAUCAUGAGUGAAGGGGAACAUUUCAGCAGCAUGAUUAAGAAGAUAAUAUUGGUACGCACACUGUAAUGUUGCCACUGUAAAUGGAAGAAGAAAAAAAAUUGAAAUGUUUAAAUAGGUGGCUUUGGAUUAAGUUUGUUUUGUAGAGAAGAAAGAAAGGAAAAACAUUUUCAUAAAUGAGGCCACAGCUUUCUUGGCUUUUUGGGACCAGCAUAUCGGUUAAUGGGCCGAUGCGUGCGUGAGCGCUCCCCCGAAAACGGCGUUUCACAUUUAAAGGCCACAUGGAGUCUGAAUUUUAGAGCAUUUCUAUCACAGUAAUGUUGGUGUGUGUUUUGUAUGCACAUUUGAUAGCCAAUGCACUAAAUAACAGAAGAGGUACUUCUUUCAACGUCGUUGAAAGCUUGCCUCGAAUUCAUUUAAUCUGGUGGCUCCACGUCGCCUCCUGUUCAUCUUUUGGAAUUAUGUUGAAAUGUCAGUCACGGAAACUUUUAAUGCUCGUCCCUGUGAUGCUUGUGGCUCAUCUUGUCCUCUCCUCUGUCGUACUGCUUUGGCCAAGAGAACAGGAAUCGUUUGUUUUAGUAGUCAUUCUAUGUUCCACGUUCAUUGAUGAGUGAUGGACAGCUGCACUUUUGAGGAGGGGCUACUGUCGUUGGUCCCGUCUGAUUGUGAUUGUUUGUCUUGAAGCGCCUGUAUCUUGUUUAAAUGGCAGCUCCCCCUGCGGCGUAACGGUUAGGUAGUCUGAGCCCAGGUCGGAGACGAGGGAGAACGGGCCGACUGCGAUACAGACGAAUGUACCUAUUGUGAGUUGAGCACCUGAAAGCAAUAUAUUGUACAUCUCGCAUCUCGACAGGAAAUUAAGAUAAAAUCAGGAAUUCUACUGCUUUUUUUUUCUACUCCGCUGUUUCUAUCAAGGUCUUUAGAAUUUGCUAGGUGAUCAAGACAAACGGUUUCAUACAAGUCAAACGCAGAAUACAUUUGUGAACCUUUAUGUAAAAGUUGGAACAAUCUAAUGACGAAGAAUGUCUUACUUUUCAGUGGUCCGGUGUGGCCAUGCUACUGGCUCGGAUCCCUUUGAGUUCUGUCUUUUACUCUAAGAAUACCUGUCAUAAAUGUAAUGGUCAUAUGGGUUUUACCAGACGAUGAUUAUUAAAAAGAACAUUUUA